Messenger RNA from Neltuma alba, 402 nucleotides. RefSeq lists its product as uncharacterized. The transcript has 2 exons. The record is from RefSeq and is a predicted model, not a curated record. The annotation marks the transcript as partial. NCBI's taxonomy places the organism in Eukaryota, Viridiplantae, Streptophyta, Magnoliopsida, Fabales, Fabaceae.
AAAAACAGACGAUAGAGAGGGAAAAUUCAGUUCCGGAACCCGAAGCACGCUUAGUUGGGACUUCGGAGGCUCAGAGCAGUCGUGUAUGGUGGAAAGGUGCUGUAGACAUUAACGAAAUGAGUGAAGAAGGAGAAGGUCCAAAGCUCUACGCCAACAAGCCUCGAAAAGAGCAACUGAAGCAAGCUCGAGAGCAACAAAAAGCGAAGGCGUUCUCCUCGCCAAUGUCGUCGUCUUCGUCCUCUGCGAUGGGGACCCAGCAGCAGCAGCAGCAGCCGCCGCCGCCCAAGGAAUCGUUUGUUCGUCGUUACAAAUUUGUCUUGCCCAUGAUUUUGGCCGUAAAUCUUGCCGUCGGAGGUCAUUUUCUUUCGCCCGAAUGGUCAACUGCAAAAAAUUUGUUUUCGA